Messenger RNA from Fusarium keratoplasticum, 963 nucleotides. RefSeq lists its product as uncharacterized. NCBI's taxonomy places the organism in Eukaryota, Fungi, Ascomycota, Sordariomycetes, Hypocreales, Nectriaceae. The record is from RefSeq and is a predicted model, not a curated record. Bases 1 to 963 code for a protein of 320 amino acids. The transcript has 4 exons. Gene Ontology annotation, cellular component: COPII-coated ER to Golgi transport vesicle; Golgi membrane; endoplasmic reticulum membrane. Gene Ontology annotation, molecular function: D-mannose binding. Gene Ontology annotation, biological process: endoplasmic reticulum organization; endoplasmic reticulum to Golgi vesicle-mediated transport; Golgi organization.
AUGCGGCUGCCCUCACUAUCGGCGGCGCUUCUUGGUGCGCUCGCAUGGACCGCAAGCGCUGCUGAGCCAGAUGGCAACAUUAAGAGUAUUUCGCUCAGGACACAUUCCUUGACCCAGCCCUACCUCGACUCGGACAUGCAAAGCCGCUGGUACGACUUUGGAGGAGACACCAUCAUUCGAACCGACUCGUACAUUCGACUGACCUCGGAUCGCCCGUCGCAAUCGGGAUGGAUGUACUCUCGUGUGCCCCUUACCGCCACAAACUGGCAGGUUGAGGUCGAGUUCAAGAUCUCAGGCAAGAACCAGCUUUACGGCGAUGGCUUCGCCAUGUGGAUCACCCGCCAGCGAGCCCAGCAGGGAACCGUAUUUGGUGGACCGGACAAGUUUGAGGGUCUCGGAAUCUUUGUCGACACCUACAAGAACAACCGCCCCGGCGUUGUGUUCCCCUAUGUCAUGGCCAUGCACGGCGACGGCCAGACCACGUACGACAAGUCCAACGACGGAAAGCACACCGAGCUCGCUGGCUGCUCGGCGCGCGGCAUCCGACAUGCGAGCAUCCCCACCAAGAUGCGCCUGACCUACUUCCAGGACAAGCAGCUCAAGCUGGAGCUCCAGUACAAGGUUGAGGACGAGUGGCAGACUUGCUUUGAGCUGGACGAGCCCCCUGCGAUCCCCAACAUUGCCUACGUCGGCUUCACUGCCGAGACUGGUGAGCUUAGUGACAACCACGACAUCAUCUCAGUCUCGGCCAAGAACCUGUACACUCAGCCUGGCAGCAGCAACAAGGCGUCCCCUGGUGGUAAGAACAAGGGCCGCAAGAGCAGCAGCAAGAGCAACGUUCAGAAGGAGGGCGGUAGCUGGACAUGGUUCUUCACCAAGAUUAUCCUCUUCAUCAUCGUUGUCGGCGGCGCCUACGUCGGCUGGACGGCCUACCGAGCCAAGGCCAAGUCGCACCGGUUCUAA